Molecule: messenger RNA, 2019 nt
Organism: Protobothrops mucrosquamatus (brown spotted pit viper)
Lineage: Eukaryota; Metazoa; Chordata; Lepidosauria; Squamata; Viperidae
Gene: BCAP29
Product: B cell receptor associated protein 29
Exons: 8
Coding region: 99-830 (243 amino acids)
Biological process (GO): endoplasmic reticulum to Golgi vesicle-mediated transport; intracellular protein transport
Cellular component (GO): endoplasmic reticulum; endoplasmic reticulum membrane
Source: RefSeq, a predicted model, not a curated record
CGCCCACCCAACCUCCCCCGUGCGCCGAGCCCAAACCGAAGCACCCUCCGGGGAAACCUGAGGAGCGGCGAAGGCGGCGGGUCCCCCUCAGAGGCGCCAUGACCUUCCAGUGGAGCGCCGUGGCCGCUUUUCUCUACGGCGAGAUCGCCUUGUUGCUCCUGCUCUGCCUGCCGCUUGUCUCGCCCGUGAGAUGGAACAAAUUUUUUAUGAUCUCUGUAUGGAAUAAAAUUGCAAGCUAUUGGAACAAGGCAUUCCUUACUAUUAUAGUCAUAUUAAUUGUUUUAUUUCUUGAUGCAGUAAGGGAGGUGAGGAAAUACUCGGCUGUGCAUUUGAGUGAAGACACCAGCCAUUCCAGCCCCACCGCAUUUGAUCACCUCCAUAUGAAACUUUUUAGAUCGCAACGAAAUCUUUACAUAUCAGGAUUUUCCCUCUUUCUUUGGCUCGUCCUAAGACGUCUUGUUUCUCUUAUCACUUUAUUGGCGAACGAGAUGGAAACGGAGAAUAUUCUGAAAACAGAAGUAGCAAACAGCAACGAAGUCGCCCGGAAGUGCUUGGAAGAAAACGAAAAAUUGCAGCUGUCAUUGAAGGAAAUCAAACAUUCUACCGGUGAACAUUUGUCUACGGUAACCAACGAGAAGCUAACCAUAGAAGUGGAACAGCUAAAAACAGCAUUAAAGGCAACUUCUGAAGCUCUCUUCAAAACAAGAAAUGAAAUUAUGGCUGCUAGGAAGCAGUCCGAAGACCUCAAAAAAGAAUACGACCUCCUCGUAAAAGAACAUGAAAAACUACAGCAACAAACAGCGGGAGCCUCUAGUAAGAAAGAUCUUUAAAGCAGAACCAAGGACGUGUGCGUCAACCGGAAUUGUUUAUUUGUUUGGUUUUUACUUUACAGGUAUAUAUGGGGUUUCUUUAAGAAUAGAUUUCCUGCAUUCAUUGCUGAAACAUCACAGUUUAACAAUUGCCUAGACCUCCUUUAAUUUUGCAGCAGUGUUUUUGCCAAAUUUAUUUUAGUCGUGCCAAAAAGUGCAUUAAUUCCUUGUUACAAACUCUGUUUGGUUACAAAAUACGGAUGAGUUCAUACGGUGGAUUACUGUUCAAACCCCACGUCUGCGCCCUUUGGGUGCAAGGAACUAUUCAUAAGCUUAAAAUGGUACAUUGAAUGCCAGUAUGUGUUAUUUUUUUGUUUUAAAUCCGACAAGGGUGAUAUAAAUCAUUUUAAAAGUAUUCCUACUUGCCACUCUGAGAUUAUUAUUAUUUUUUUUAAAAAAAGCUUUAAAUACAAAGUAUUGUGAUGUUGAAAUUGCUUUCUACAUCACUUCCAACCUGAAAUGAAGAUGAAUUAAUAAGUCCACUUUGCUAGAAAUGAUCAGGAAUGUCAUCAAAUUUGGUCAGUAUGAGAAUUAGCCUAGUGACGUUACCUAACCGUACAGGUGAAAUUAAGACAGUCGGCAGAAAUAAUGAAAUUGGUUCAAAGCAAUCUAUCUGAGCCAGAUGUUUUGAGACUGCAAUUCUUAAACUUACCAUCUGAUUUCCCCCUUUUGGGGAAUCCCUGCCCAGCCACAUCUGUCAUAUCGGGAGAAGGACUGUGUACUUUAUUUUUAUAUAUAUAUUGAAGGAGAUGUAUAAGUUUUGUUCCAGGCUGUAGAUUUUCACUUUAACAUUCAUUCGUUCAAGAGUUUACCUAGCUAUUUGCCAGUAUCUCGCGUUCCACAAUGGAUAAUGCUUUUUUUGGGGGGGGGGGAAAUUAAACAGUAUUUACUGAGCUGCAUUUUCUGUGAUUAAUUACACUGUACUUGUGCCGGGUUGGAUUCCGGCAUGUUUCUCCGGAGGAUACAAGAGAGGCUUUAGGUAAAAAGAGGGAUCUUUCUGAUCCCUUAAGAUCUCUUAACCUUCCUGAGCAACUUCACAAAGAGAAUUUGCCAUUGACGGGAAAAUCUUUUCUCGUUUGCUUCCGCUGUCAGCAGGGGAACGCUGCCGAAUCCAAAGCUGAACGCGGCUCGUUGCUUUCAUUCUCCCCAC